AGCGGGCGGUGCCGCGCUUCUACAUCCGGAGUGCUCGGACCUUUCACGGGCAGCGAAGGCAGACGAAGAAUGGAGAGAGAGCCGCUAGCCGCCAGCAGCACCUCCUCCUCCUCCUCCACCUCCGCCGCUCGGCUGUUAGCGUGAAGCAUCAGAAGGCGCUCACGGAGCCCCGGGCGGUCCUCCACACUCCGUGACCGAGCAGCGGCAGCCGUGGCCGGGCGAAGCGGAAGGUGGGAGAGAGCCGCUGUUUGAGCAGCCUUCAGGGUCUCCACCUCCUCCCUGCUGGACAGAUGUCGAGGUCCAACAACUGAAGCGGUGACUGGGUGAGGACGUGGAGGAGCGUCAGCGGACUGCACCGACCGGCUUCAGUCCCAUGAGAGUGAUUCUGCCGUCCAGGCGCCGCCAGUGACCAGGGCUGUGGCUGCGGUGGGCCCGGCCCAGGAGGCCUCUCUGUACAUCACUCCGGGCUCACGCCGACUUGCGCCGCUCACGCCAUGGAGCAGCAGAGAGACAAAUAUGGGGAUCGGCCGGCCAGGAGCACCAAAGUGUCCCAGGGAAGCCGCAGCGGACACUCGUCCCGGCCGUCCGGCUCCUCCAGCUCCUCCGGGGUGCUCAUGGUGGGGCCCAACUUCCGCGUCGGCAAGAAGAUCGGCUGUGGAAACUUCGGCGAACUGAAGCUUGGUAAAAAUCUCUACACGAAUGAGUAUGUAGCCAUUAAACUGGAACCAGUGAAGUCGAGGGCGCCACAGCUGCAUUUAGAGUACCGGUUCUAUAAAACCCUGGGAACCACAGCCGAAGGCGUGCCUCAGGUGUUUUACUUCGGGCCUUGUGGGAAAUACAACGCGAUGGUUCUGGAGCUGCUGGGCCCGAGUCUAGAAGACCUCUUUGACCUUUGUGACCGGACAUUUUCACUGAAGACCGUGCUAAUGAUCGCAAUUCAGCUGAUUUCCCGAAUGGAGUACGUCCACUCUAAAAAUCUCAUCUACAGAGACGUGAAGCCCGAGAACUUUCUCAUCGGUCGGCAAGGGAACAAAAAGGAGCACAUCAUUCACAUCAUCGACUUUGGCCUGGCCAAAGAGUACAUCGACCCCGAGACCAAAAAACACAUUCCCUACCGGGAGCACAAGAGCCUGACCGGCACCGCCCGAUACAUGUCCAUCAACACACACUUAGGCAAAGAGCAAAGCCGGCGAGAUGACCUGGAGGCCUUAGGCCACAUGUUCAUGUACUUCCUCCGUGGGAGUCUGCCGUGGCAAGGACUAAAGGCUGACACAUUGAAAGAACGAUACCAGAAGAUCGGAGACACAAAACGGAACACUCCCAUCGAAGUGCUGUGUGAAAACUUCCCAGAGGAGAUGGCCACCUACCUGCGAUACGUGAGGCGGCUGGACUUCUUUGAAAAGCCCGACUACGAAUAUCUGAGGACGCUGUUCACCGAGCUGUUCGAGAGGAAAGGCUACACCUUCGACUACACCUACGACUGGGUCGGCAGGCAGAUCCCGACGCCGGUGGGAUCCGUCCACAUAGACUCUGGGGCGUCUGCAGUCACAAGAGAGAGUCAUCAGCAUAGAGAUCGACCCUCGCAGCACCAACCCAUCAGAAACCAGACAGCAGUCUCAGAUCGACGAGGAGCAUGGGAGGUGCAGCCCACACGCCAAGCAAACUCCUCCUACCUGACCUCCCACCUGGCAGCGGACAGGCACGGAGGCUCAGUGCAGGUUGUCAGCUCGACCAACGGGGAGCUGAACGCCGACGAUCCGCUGGCGGCUCAUUCCAACGCGCCCAUCACAGCUCAGGCAGAGGUGGAAGUGGUCGACGAGGCCAACUGCGUGAAAAUGCUCAACCUGUGGUGCUGCUGCUUCUUCAAGCGGAAACGGAAGAAGAACACGCCGAGGCACAAAUGAUGGCCACGCCCGCGGCCCAGCCCCGAGCCUCGUGUUGUCCGGCUCUGUCCAUCACAGUUCACAAAUGGGCGCCGUCCCUCUGGGACUCGGCCGAUUGAAGACCUGGACGUGAAUUGUUGAAACGCUGUGUCGACGUGUACGAGACGCUUUGACAGGAGACCUUUCUGUUUUUGUCUUCAUUUCUGCCGGGACGUUUGGCAGCUCGGCCCGCGGAGCGGGAAGCUUUUCCAUCCAGGAGGAGGAUCUUCGGUCUGCUCCGGUUCCUCCUCUGCGUUUUGAGCUCGGAGGAGCCAGAGCUUUUCGUUGGGUUGUUCUCCCUCCAGGCGAAGCUCCGGCGGUCUCCGCCCCUCGCUGGUUUGCUGACUCACGUUGACCCCGAGCCUCCUGUCGGUCUUUCCUGACGUGGAACUGAAUGUAAAACCCGAGGAGGCCGGAGCGGAGCGGAGCGGCCUCCCGCCUCCUCCAGGCUCACCGUCCGGCCCGUGCACUUUCCCCUGGACGAGGGCCGGACAGGACCGGGCGUCGGAGGAGUCCUGCUCGCUUCAAGCACUCCACACACACACUACUUUUGACUCUCGUGCAGCCUUUUUCUUUCUUCUUUUUUUUUUUUUUUUUUUUUUUUGAACUCCUGUUGUCUUUGUGAUGAUGAGCGGUGAUCCGACACAGACAGGGCCGAAACCCGACAACAAAAAAACAAAACAAAAUGAAAAAAAAAAAAAAAAAAGAUAUUUAUGCUAUUUAUCUCUUUAGUUGCCACCAGUUUUUGUUUUUCCUACUAAUUCUAAGACAUACACACUGAAUGUAUGGACGGAGGAGUGAGUGACUUCGGAGCAUUUCUAUAAUCUGUCAUGUGCAUGGGAAGGAAAUUGCAGUUUGGGAGUCGAACCAGAUGACCAAAACGUGAGCGCUUUGGGAGGGUCUUCAAACGCUUGUCAUCUUAUAAUAAUAACAAUAAUAAUAAUAAUAAUAAUGGAGGACGGUUGACAGGAGGAGCCGGCGUGACAGCCUCUGAAAACGCUUCUGUCCGAUGCCUUAACCGGGAGCGGCGGCCCAGCCGGAGUCCGGCCAGCAGCAUGGCGGCUGGAGGGGGGGGCGGGGCGGGGGCGGGGUCUCACUUGUAUAUUUAAAAGGCCAAAAGGCUCCCAGCUACACUCACAGAGCAGUUAAUGACUUCCCACUCGCACACUCAAGAUUUCCUUGGAGAAAGCAAUGCCAAAUGUGAGGUUUGGUGUGAUUUAGUGUGUGUUCCAGAUGUUCCAGAUGUUUCUCCCCCUCGUGUGUCCUGUCCGAUGCGCCCCCCCCCCCCCCCCAUCUCCUCCGAGCGAAGUGAACAUGUCCAUAACAUUUUCUCCAGUGUGACGGAGGACCGCCUUGAAUCAGUGCGUCACCUUGCCUUUCCUCCAGACUGAGAGCGAAUCGCCGCUUCAUUCUUUCAUCGAAUUGCUAAUGUGAAUUUUUGUGUGUGUGUGUGUGUGUGAGCGUGUGUGUGUGUGUCUCCAUUCCAAAUAGCCAUGGUUUUUUGGGGAAAGAGGGUGUGAGAAGCUCCGCACUACAUUUGUUCCCCCGGAGUCCUGGAGUCGGCGCCCUCUCCGUUCCAGACUCCCGACGUGCUUCGGACUUUAUUUGCCGCCGCCUGGUGUGAAUCGGCCGUCCCUCCGCGGUGCAGAGCUUCUGUCUGCCCGCUCCCGUUUAUUUGUGCCAUCCCCCCCCACCCCACACACCUCUUCUCCACCCCCCACACACACUCCCAGAGGAGCGACUCUGCUUCAUCAGCGUUAGCAUUACAGUGUUGUACAUGUUGCAAGUUAUCAAUGAAUCAGUAUGUAAACCUGCUUGUUCUGUGUUUUUACACUGUAGAGCUUUUUGAUCUUUUUUUUUUUUUUAUUUUUUUUUUUCUUAACACCCCUACCCCCCCCCCCAUAUGUCCGCUACUCGGGGGUCUUUAAGUUAUUGUGUUUUCUAAAGUACUUGAAUCUGAGGGUCUGCGGGACCUUUUCCUUCGUUUCCCCGCCGUCGUCGGGCGCGCGGCGCUGGAGGGGAUCGGGUGGCGGCUCAUUCCAGGCCGUUCCGAGACGCCUUGAAGGUGACGCUUAUCGCGCUCGCCCUCUGGAGACCCCGAGCUCGUUCCCAGAGAGUGUCGAGUCGCCGUCUCCGACCAGAAGAGGUCACGCGUCAAGGUCGUGCUGCCUUCCAGUUGCUUCUGUGCACUUCCAGCUGCAGCCCGCGGCUCCAGAACGGCUUCAGAUAAAUCUAGAAUGAACAUUAAAACUUAAAACUGAUAAAUAACUAAAACUACAGAGAAAAAAGUAAUAUAGCUGUAUAUUCAUAGCGCCUGCGAACAACUACAAUAAAAUAAGGAAAAUUGCUAAAGCUGGAGAAAUAAAUGGAAUUGUUUCGUUUUUUGUUUUGUUUUUUUAGAAGAAACAUUUUUCAUUUUUGGGUUUUUGAAUUACUUCAAUGCUGUCAAACAUGGAUUCGGUAACUUUACAAGACAUUGGGAUACGAAAUUUAAUAGAAAUGCUAAUUUUCCCAUAAAAUAUGGACAGAAAACUAUGAAAAUAUUUGGUGUUUUUACUGUUUUUAUAAUCAUGCCAUAAUCAUCACAGCUUAAAGAAAUGAUGCUGAUUUACCUGAUUAAACCAGGGAGCUUUCCUUUGGUUUUUCUUUUUUUUGUAACCAGUCUUAAUGAAUCUUGACUUGAAUCAAUGUGGGAAAACGGUGAAAAAUCUCCGUGCUUCUCUUGCGUCGUGCCGAUCCACAAAUAUAUUUGAUCAAAUCUCCAAAUGGAUUUGAAAGAUGGAGGGACCCGAUCUUUGAUCCCGAAAAUCGCGUUUCUCAGUCAACUGGAACGCAGCAUCCCCAGCUCCUCUCUGUGUCUGUGACCCCCGACCCCCAGCGCCGUCCUGAGACGACCGGCCCUCCUCGCCUUUCACCUGUGCCAGGCAGACACGAAGUUGAAUGUUUUCUCUGUCUGUCGUCUUACUGAUCAUUCCUCGCCGUGUCCGCCGCCAUUUGACCGUCUCGCCGGGCGGCUCGGCCGGGAGCCGCCGCCGAGCGUCGCGCAGUGUUUUCCUGGAGGAACCCAGAGUCGAAAGACUGAUCAGCUUCUAGAGUUAGUGAUAUUACUGAGGUGUACUUCCAGUCCUCCUGUUCCCCGCACUCUGCGUGUGUGAGUGUGUGUAUGAGAGUGUGUGUGUGCGUGCGUGUUGGGUCGUUUCUGGGUUCUCUGGCACUUUCUCCGCCUGGUUGCUGUACUGUAGACUUGUGUUGGAUUUACUGUAUCUUUUCCUUUGAGGGAGAGGUGUGGGGCGACUCUUACUGCAAUGUCGUGAUGAUUAUUUGAAAACUGUAAAUUGUACAGAGUUCACAGUUGUAGUCCUUGUUUUUGUUUCUGUUUCUGUUGGGAAUCCGUAUAAGAACGUAUUCUUUGAUUAUUUUUCUCUCUCAGACUGUGGAAAAUCAUGUUGUACAGCUCUGAAAGUUUAUCCUCCCCUCAGCAUUACGUUUGUUUAUUUUUUUUUUUGUUUUUUUUUUUAGAGCUAUGAUUAAGAGGAAUCUUAAAACUGUAAAUAGAUAUUAUUGUGUUGAAAUAUGAAUGUCACUUCUAAAAUGUAUUUGAAUGAGUUAGUUCAAGGGCUUCAAGAAUGAAGGACCCACAUUUCUUCUUUUUAUUUGUUUCAUAUUUUUCAUUUGCAGGAUGCUAAAAGGCCUUUUUUUAAUCGGAGAUGCCUCGUUUGUUUUUUUUGUUUUUUGUUCCCCCCUCCUCUGAUUCAUAUAAUACAAUAUGUCACACAUGAACCUUAUAAGAAUCACUUUUUAUUCCCUCCACACCUAAAGGGAAACUCCAGUUUGCACCCUUUUUUAUGUACAAUAAAAAAAUCUCUCCACCUCGUG
This is a messenger RNA of Salarias fasciatus (jewelled blenny), 5798 nucleotides long. RefSeq names its product casein kinase 1, gamma 1 (gene csnk1g1). The transcript is spliced from 14 exons. Gene Ontology annotation, molecular function: protein serine/threonine kinase activity; ATP binding. Gene Ontology annotation, biological process: protein phosphorylation. The coding region runs from base 495 to 1904 and encodes 469 amino acids. The record is from RefSeq and is a predicted model, not a curated record. NCBI's taxonomy places the organism in Eukaryota, Metazoa, Chordata, Actinopteri, Blenniiformes, Blenniidae.